Auanema sp. JU1783 is the source of this 606-nucleotide messenger RNA. The record is from the annotation of a GenBank genome assembly. Lineage: Eukaryota; Metazoa; Nematoda; Chromadorea; Rhabditida; Rhabditidae.
AUGAAUUUUGAGAAGACGACGACAAAUAACCCAAAUAAGCAAAGAAUCCUGCCUCUUUGGAUUGAGACAUGGCUUAUAACUUCUGCAAUCAUAUGUUUACUAGAUGUUGGGUUCACAAUGCUUCGACCGCAUACAACCACUGGAGGUUCAUUGGCCACUGUUUAUUAUGGAUGGAACAUCUAUGCUGAUGUCGACAAACGCUAUGCCGAUCCACAUGAUCAAGUGACAACAGCAACAGGCAGAGUAAUGCUUAUUGAAAUCGUGAUGGAUUUUGUCGUCUUUUUCAUGGCUCGACGACAAUCACGUCAUACGGUUCUGACGGCAUUUACAACAUCUUGUUUCGUAUUUUGGAAGACAGUUCUCUAUUUGGUGUUGUUUAUAGCUCCACCUCAGGGAAUAUCCCAUUUUUCGGAAGAAGCUAGUAGUCUCCGUAUUUUCUGGGUAUUCUGGGUAAUGAAUGGUAUUUGGGUUAUCAUGCCGUUCAUGGUGAUGAUGUCAUUGUGGAGCCAACUCAUUCAACCAAAGAACUUUGCUUCAACAUAUGAAUUAUGUGAAUCUGAGAUAGCUGAGCCAGAAAAAAUUAUUAUUCCUGAAAAUUCUCAUUGA